Piliocolobus tephrosceles (Ugandan red Colobus) is the source of this 222-nucleotide messenger RNA. RefSeq names its product photoreceptor disc component (gene PRCD). Lineage: Eukaryota; Metazoa; Chordata; Mammalia; Primates; Cercopithecidae. The coding region runs from base 1 to 222 and encodes 73 amino acids. Gene Ontology annotation, molecular function: opsin binding. Gene Ontology annotation, cellular component: photoreceptor outer segment membrane. The record is from RefSeq and is a predicted model, not a curated record. The transcript has 3 exons.
AUGUGCACCACCCUUUUCCUGCUCAGCACCCUGGCCAUGCUGUGGCGCCGCCGAUUUGCCAACCGAGUCCAACCAGAGCCCAGCGAGGUGGAUGGGGCAGCUAGGGGCAGCAGCGUGGACGCGGACCCUCAGUCCUCAGGCAGGCUGGAUGUCUGUUUUCUGCGACUGGGAAUGGGAGCCCGCUCCUCUGGACCAAAGCCGCUGUUUUUCUAUCUCCAGUAA